Uncinocarpus reesii 1704 is the source of this 3702-nucleotide messenger RNA. RefSeq lists its product as uncharacterized. NCBI's taxonomy places the organism in Eukaryota, Fungi, Ascomycota, Eurotiomycetes, Onygenales, Onygenaceae. The transcript is spliced from 4 exons. The record is from RefSeq and is a predicted model, not a curated record. The coding region runs from base 1 to 3702 and encodes 1233 amino acids.
AUGUGGCCAUGUACCACACCAGUAACACUCCUUGAACAGCUGCGUUCCUCCUCCAAGGUGACAUUUGGGAGUCAAGUGAAGGAAAUCUUGACAGCGUAUGCCGUAUCUAUCGUGGCGUUACAGCGUAGUCUUCGAAUGGAAGACGCUCGGCUUAAAAGGAACCAACAACGCGUCCAGGAUGAACAGAAGAAUAUUCCCCAUGUGAACUGGGACCCCAUAGACCAUCCUGAUUGGGUUUUGCUCGAGAUAGAAGCAGAUAUCGCUAUUCGACGAGACCAGGUGGAUGUCGCCUGUGCAACGAUCUCGCCGUCAUCAGGGGCCAAUUCAGUGCUGCAAAUGAAUAUGGGACAAGGUAAAACAUCAUGUAUUAUGCCGAUGGUCGCCGCGGAGCUAGCAGAUACGACCAGGCUCGUAAGGCUUGUCGUCCCGAAGGCGCUUCUCAUUCAAACCGCCCAGUUACUUCAAACCAGACUUGGAGGUUUGGUUGGCCGCGAGAUUAGGCAUGUUCCAUUCUCGCGGAAGACUCCUACCAGCUUAGCGGCGGCUAAAACAUAUCUUGAUAUCCACAAGGAAAUUCGGGAUUCUUCGGGCAUUAUCGUCGCACUUCCUGAGCAUAUCCUUUCUUUAAAAUUGAGCGGACUACAAAGAUUAUCAGAUUCUCGUAUUAUCGAGGCAAAAGCCAUGAUUAAAAUUCACAAUUGGAUGCAAAGAACAUGCCGUGACGUACUCGACGAGUGUGACUUUACUCUUGCGACAAGAACCCAACUAAUCUACCCGUCAGGUUCACAAAGCGUUGUGGACGGUCAUCCAAAUCGGUGGGAGACGGCCCAAGAAUUACUUCGAUUAGUGUGUAGUCAUUUAUGGAAUCUACAGCGAGAUUUCCCACAGAGUAUCGAGGUCAUCGACAGGCCAACAACCGGAGGAUUUCCGGUCGUAUUCUUAUUACGGAGGGACGCAGAAGAUGAGCUAACCGCACGUUUGAUCAAGGAUAUCAUGAAAGGCCAGACAUCUCUCUUACCAAUCAAAGACUGCAAAAUGCCAGAUCGCCUGAUCAUCAAGUCUUUCAUAUCUAAUCAAACUGUGCAGCCGGUGAUCGCCGAAACUAUUGGUAGAAUAUUUGGUGACAACUCGGUCGCAAAGCAAAAUGUCUAUCUUCUGAGGGGGUUAUUUGUGCAUCGACUUCUUCUGCUGACCCUGAAGAAACGGUGGAAUGUGCAGUAUGGGCUUCACCCCGACAGAGAUCCAAUUGCCGUUCCAUUUACUGCGAAGGGCGUACCCUCGGAUCAAGCUGAAUGGGGGCAUCCAGAUGUUGCGAUUCUUUUCACGUGUUUGGCUUUUUAUUUUAGUGGCCUUACUCAGGCACAGUUACGGCAAAGCAUCGAACAUCUAGUGAAAUCAGACGACCCAUCGAGUGAGUAUGAUCGCUGGACUCAAUCCUCUAACACUCUGCCGGAUAUUCUUCGCGAAUGGAGCGUCAUUGAAUCUGACGAUGAAGCGCAACUGAUUGAGAUUUGGGAGCAUCUUCGUUAUCAAACCAUCGUUAUUGAUUAUUUUCUGAAUCACUUUGUGUUUCCCAGACACGCGAAGCAGUUCCAAGUCAAACUUCAAGCGUCUGGCUGGGAUAUUCCACUAUUCUCGCCUGGAGCCCAAAGCCCAGCGUUGACAAGCGGUUUUAGCGGCACCAACGACAAUAGAACUUUGCUCCCUUUGAACAUUAAGCAACAGGACCUUCCUAUGCUCUCACAUACCAACGCUGAGGUCUUGACUUACUUGCUGCAGCCGCGUAACCGCAAAUACGUAGUCGCUGCAAAUCCUGUGACUGGGAAAAGACUAUCUGAGAAGCAACUACUUGAAUCGCUGCGGGACGGGGGAAUUAGCAUGUUAAUCGAUUCCGGGGCCCAAAUUUUGGAAAUGGAUAAUUACAGCCUGGCAAAAGAGUGGUUGCAAGUUGCCCAUGAAGCUCCAGCCGUGCUGUAUUUUGAUUCUGAUAAUAAACCUCUCAUUCUCUACCGAAAUGGCUCCCGAACUCCCUUUUUAGCGUCUCCCUUUGCUGAGAAUCUAGGGAAAUGCUUGGUUUAUCUUGACGAGGCCCAUACCAGAGGGACCGAUCUUAAAAUGCCGCGGGAAGCUGUUGGUGCGCUGACACUUGGUUUGGGACAAACUAAAGACCACACAGUACAAGCUGCUAUGAGGUUGCGUCAGCUCGCUACUACACAUUCUGUUGUAUUCUUUGCCCCUCUAGAAGUUCAUCAGAGUAUCCUGGAUCUUCAAGGAAAACAGCAUGAUGACAAACUCGAUUCAAAUGACGUCGUCUGCUGGCUCUUGAAACAAACUUGCUUGGGAAUUGAACAAAUACAACCUCUGUACUAUUCCCAGGGCAUAGACUUCUGCCGUCGUGCGCAAGCAGCCUUGGAUAAUCCUCAGUUUUUGACUAGUCCGGCGCAACAACAGGCAUAUUGCAAUAUCCUUCGACAGGAUGAGAAGCAAACGCUGGAGCAGCUUUAUAAACCAGUCUUAAAGGCUAAGGCUACCAUGCCCAUAACAUCAUAUGUUCCUGAGCUUGCGAGGUUUAUCAAGGAGCUGAAAAGGCGACGGAGAGAUUUCCAAGAUUUUGGAGGAGCAGUGCAUGGGUCAGCAUUACAAGAAGUUGAGCAAGAACGAGAGGUUGCGUUUGAGGUUGAGGCAGUCCGUGAGGUGCAAAGACCCGUCGUAUACACAGCGCUCACAUUCCCAGGGCUUCACCCAGACAUUGCAAGCUUUGCCAUGACUGGUAAGCUUUCCGGUUUCGUUGGCUAUCAGCAGGCAUUUAUUGCCCUCAAAGAUACGGCAUUAGGGAAAAAACACGGAAUCAGUCCACAAGCGGCCUCGUCGAAAUUGUUCGUAUCGAAGGAAUUCAUGAGAACGGUGAAAUUGCCAGCGGGCUGUCGCAAUGAUAACUUCUUGCGCCCUGUGAACUGGUUGAUUUGGAGCUUUGAGUUGGAAGCAGCGGUAAUCAUAAUUCCGGAGGAAGCGGAAUUACUUAUACCCAUGUUCCAGCAAUUUAUGGGGCGUCGUACACAUCUGGUAACUUAUGCAGCACCGAUAACUCGCAAGAUGCUGCAUUUCAACGAUUUGAACUAUUAUGCAUUGCCCGCGCUCCCAAAUGGGUGGAAACCACCAAAGUGGUUAACCAUUCAACUAGGCAUACUAUCAGGACGAGUAUAUUUCGAGUUUGAUGAUUACGAGGAGUUGUGUCAGUACCUUGGCAUUCAUGAAGCAAUUGGGGAUGUUGAUGAUUCUUUGGAAGCCUCCGAUUCACCUACAUCGCCAAUAGUACCCAAUGGGGACCAUGGAGCGGGUUCUCUGGAAAACGACAUCGGUUCCAAAGGGGCUACUAGCUUUACUGGGAAGCCGCUGGCGUUUCUCCAAGACUGGUUAAGUCUAAAGCGCAGGGGCCAGGAAUUCACACAUACACCGAUGGGGUAUGUGUGCCAGGGCAAACCUCUACACAAGGACCAUCCAUUCUUCUCCAAACUCGGCGAUGGCCCACAAACUAAGGCGGGACACGCAUUAGUAAAACCAAGCAUGCCAAAGCAGAAGCCCGUGGAAUCUGAUGACGGCUUUGAUUCAGGGUUGGAGUACGAUGAAAAUGAAAUGUAUUUUGAUACGAACGGGGAUGAGGAAAAUAAUAGUGAAGCCUCAAAUGAUGAAGAUGGCAAUUAG